Molecule: messenger RNA, 2405 nt
Organism: Frankliniella occidentalis (western flower thrips)
Lineage: Eukaryota; Metazoa; Arthropoda; Insecta; Thysanoptera; Thripidae
Gene: Nup62
Product: nuclear pore glycoprotein p62
Exons: 8
Coding region: 723-2324 (533 amino acids)
Biological process (GO): RNA export from nucleus; protein import into nucleus
Cellular component (GO): nuclear pore central transport channel; nuclear pore
Molecular function (GO): phospholipid binding; structural constituent of nuclear pore
Source: RefSeq, a predicted model, not a curated record
UCUUCGAAAAACUCGUCUGUCAAGAAUUCGCGUAUAUCAAGGCGAGACCUGACAACCCACGGAGAUACUGGUUUGGUAGAAAUAUUAAGUGCGAUGGCCACAGAAAUCAGCUGAUCAGCUAAGCAAAUCACAAGUUACUUGUGGGCGAAAAAAUUCCCUUCGUCCUUUCAAAUCUUAAGUUGAAGGUUGUUCUUUCACACAGUGAAUAACCUUUUGAACUGAUCAGUCAAGUUUAGAAUCUAAACUUUAGAUACGUUCUCGUGGGAUGGUGGAUGGGAUCGAGGUUGCCUCUGAAUGGAAUCUUACGGAACAUGUAACGAUUGUUCACUGAAUGUUAUUUCACAAAUUAAAGAGUUCAACAGGAAUUUUCUCUGAAGAUUAAAAAGCAAUUGACAAGUGGACACGGUUGCUGUCGACUGUCACCUCUGCACGAACACAAUACUGGCUUAAGUACAGGUUCCUUCUCUGGAGGAGCGGGAAAGUUUCACGUUGCAUUGGCAGACCUGGAGUAAAUGGCGUCUUUCAUAAAAGCGAGGCCCGGUGUUUGAAUUAAUCGAAUAUGGUUAUAUUUUCGAAUGUGCUCAAUUAUUGCGCGUUAUAUUGUUAUUUAUCUUUGUCCGAGUAACUGACAAAGGUGCACCUCAACGGAUAAUUGAAGUAUAACAAUUUGUGCUGUUAAAUCUAUCCUAUUGGUGACAACAAGUAACAUUCGUCCUUUAAUCAUGAGUUUCAACCAAACCCCAGUGGAUCUCUCUUCCCCCAAAGCAGGAGCUGGCUUUCAGUUGGGUGGUGGAGAUGCUCCAAAGCAAGCUGCUCCCUCCUUUGGCUUAGGUGCAGGUGCAGCUAAACCAACCUUUGGUACCCCUUCAGCGACUAGCGGCUUUGGAGGUGGGUUUAGCUUCGGAGGUGCAGCUGCUCCAGCGUCAACCGCCUUCAGUCUACCUGCUGCAGCAAGUACGCCGUCUUCAGGAUUUUCCUUUGGCACCUCAGCAGCUCCUGUUGGAGCAGCCCCUGCAGCUGCUCCUAGUUUUGGAGUUGCUGCAACCUCCCAGGCUCCAUCCUUUGGAACUGCUGCCACCUCUCAAGCUCCAUCCUUUGGUGCUGCCCCCACUGCUACUUCCCAGGCUCCAUCAUUUGGAUUAGGAUCUACUACAUCCUUAGGAUUCUCACUUGGCUCCACUCCUACUGCAGCUGUCUCUGCAGCAGCACCUACAGCUGGCACUGGAUUUACCCUCGGUAGCACUGCAACUUCAGCAGCUCCAAGCGCAUUUUCUCUGGGUGGCAAUGCAGCUCCUGCUGCAGCUCCCACAGCAUCAGCAGCUCCAGCUGCAGCAACAGCAGGCUUCUCAUUACCAGUGGCAUCAUCGGCCCCUUCUGGCGUCAGUGGCUUUGGCUUUGGGACUCCAUCAUCAACACCAGCUUCAACCGGAUUAACACUUGGUUCUGUAGCCACUACCCCUGCUUCAGCUGGGUUUUCAUUGGGUAGCACUGCACCUUCAACGUCCACAACUGGGGUUGGACUGCUAGGAGCAACCACUGCAGCAGCAACAGCGACACCACCUGCUUCAUCGACUACAUCAGCUGUCUCCUUCAAUUUCCCUGCGUCAUCAGCUACAACAACACCCAGUUUUGGUGCUACAUCUGCUGCACCGUCUCUUACAUUUAAUUUGGGUGGAGCACCAGCAAGCACUGCAACAACCGCUGGAACUACUACUAACACCACACAGCCCUCUCAAAGUGGACCAAUAACUUCCCUUAAUUUUGUCCAACUUGAAGAAACUAUUAAUAAGUGGACAAUGGACUUAGAGGAGCAAGAAAAGCUAUUUAUGCUUCAAGCAACGCAGGUUAAUGCAUGGGAUCGCCUCCUUACUUCCAAUGGUGAAAAGAUUGAGGGUUUGAACAGAGCUGUGGAAGCAGUUAAAAUGGAACAGCAAAGAUUAGACAACGAAUUGGAGUUUAUUUGCUCACAACAAAGAGAAUUAGAGGACUGUUUAGUCCCUCUUGAAAAAGAAUUAGCAGGCAAUGCUGUUACUGACCCUGAGCGUGAGCAUACAUAUGAAUUGUCUGCUAAUAUGGAUACACAACUAAAACAAAUGUCUGAAGACUUGAAAGAAAUAAUAGAGAAUUUGAAUGAAAGAAAUCGUGCUCAGGACUCUACUGAUCCGCUUGUUCAGAUUGGACGAAUUUUGAAUUCCCAUAUGGACUCUCUGCAGUGGAUUGAACACAACACACACACUAUUCAAACCCAUCUUGAUCAAGUUUCGAAGCUUCAUGAGUCACACCGACGAGAUAAUGAAAUAUCUUUCCAUCUCACAUAUGAUUAAAAUGUUCCUCCCGUGUCUAAUUAAAUGGCUAACUAUAGGAUGAAGUAAACUUUUAAAAAAUAAAUUAUGUGCAUACUUGUA